AUGGGCUCUGCAGAUGUCAUUGAUCACUCACCGCACCAAGCGGACCCUUCGCCUCCCAUCCCAACAGCUUCCAACCUCAUCCUCAUUGACAACUACGAUUCUUUCACCUGGAACAUUUACCAAUACCUCGUUCUUGCUGGUGCCACGGUUACUGUCUAUCGAAAUGACAAGGUCACGGUAGAGGAAUUGGUUGCCAAGAAGCCUACACAGAUCAUCAUCAGCCCUGGACCUGGUCAUCCCGAGUCCGACUCUGGAGUGAGCCGCGAUGUCAUCCGCCACUUUGCAGGCAAGCUCCCCAUCUUUGGUGUCUGCAUGGGCUUGCAAUGCAUCUUCAACGUCUAUGGUGGAGAAGUCAGCUCAGCUGGGGAGUGGCUUCACGGCAAGACUUCGCCCUUGACUCAUGAUGCCAAGGGUGUCUUUGCUGGCCUCAAUCAAGGUGUACCAGUCACUCGCUACCAUUCUCUUGCAGGUACCCACGUUACCUUGCCCGAUGAGCUCGAAGUCACUUCUUGGGUUGCCAAGCCUGAUGGCUCCCCUGGUGUCAUUCAAGGUGUCCGCCACAAGAAGUACACCAUUGAGGGUGUUCAGUUCCAUCCUGAGAGUAUCUUGACUGAAGGUGGACGAGCCAUGAUCACCAACUUCCUUCGCAUGCAAGGAGGCACCUGGGAGGAGAACGCCGAGUUCCAGAAGUCAGCCGCCGCAAAGGAGAAGGACUCGGAGGCCCCCAAGCCCAAGAAGAACAACAUCCUGCAGCGAAUCUAUGCAAACCGAAAGGCUGCUGUUGAUGCCCAAAAGCAGAUUCCUUCUCAGAGAAUGCAGGAUCUUCAAGUUGCCUAUGAUCUCAACGCCGCCCCUCCACAGAUCCCCUUUGUUAGUCGGCUACGACAGUCUCCUUUCGACGUUUCCCUCAUGGCUGAGAUCAAGCGUGGGUCUCCGUCCAAGGGUAUCUUUGCCCUUGACAUCUGUGCACCCGCGCAGGCUCGAAAGUAUGCCUUGGCCGGAGCGAGUGUCAUUUCGGUGCUCACUGAGCCCGAGUGGUUCAAGGGCAGCAUCGAAGAUCUGAGAGCUGUUCGACAGGUCUUGGAUGGCAUGCCUAACCGACCCGCGAUUCUGCGAAAGGAGUUCAUCUUUGAUGAGUAUCAAAUCCUUGAGGCGCGAUUGGCCGGUGCCGAUACUGUCCUUCUUAUCGUGAAGAUGCUCGAGACCGAGUUGUUGGAGCGCUUGUACAAGUACUCGCUCUCCCUCGGCAUGGAGCCUCUUGUUGAGGUUCAAAAUGCAGAGGAAAUGACAACAGCAGUCAAGCUUGGUGCCAAGGUCAUUGGUGUCAACAACCGCAACUUGGAAAGCUUCGAGGUUGACCUCAACACCACUGGCCGGUUGCGAAGCAUGGUUCCCGAAACCACCAUCAUCUGUGCCCUGAGCGGCAUCAACACCCAUGAUGAUGUCUUGAUGAACAAGAAGGAUGGUGUCAACGCCGUCUUGGUUGGUGAGGCCAUCAUGAGGGCCCCUGAUGCCAGUGUCUUCAUCAGCCAACUAUGCUCGGGAUCUGAGCCUCCGGCUACCACAGACGUCCCCUCUUCCCUCUAUGUCAAGAUUUGCGGCACUCGAAGCGCCGAGGCCGCACUCAAAGCCGCCGAAUCUGGUGCCAACUUUGUAGGCAUCUGCCUUGUCCCAGGUGCCAAGCGAUGCAUUUCUCACGAGACUGCUCUUGCGAUCUCAGAAGCCGUGCACUCGUACUCUAGCACGCAAAAGUACGAAACUCAGGUGGCACAAGUUGACAACAAGGCCCGAGACUUCUUCGCUUCCGCCUCUGCCAGACUCAGGAGCCCUCGGACUCAGCUCGUUGGUAUUUUCCAGAACCAGCCCCUGAGCGAGGUCUUGGAGAAGCAGAAGCAGUAUAACCUCGACUUGGUGCAACUCCAUGGUGAGGAGCCCCUGGAGUGGGCAAGUCUCAUCCCCGUGCCUGUCAUCCGAUGCUUCAAGCCCGGCCAAGUUGGUGUCGGCCGUCGUGGGUAUCACACCAUUCCCCUGUUGGACUCGGGCUCGGGCUCAGGCAAGCUCCUCGAUGUCUCGAAUGUCAAGGCAGUCCUUGAAGAAGACCCCGAGCUCCGGGUCUUCCUGGCUGGUGGAUUGAACCCUGACAACGUGGCAGAGGCUGUCAAAGCUUUGGGACCUCUGGCUGAGCGAGUGAUUGGUGUCGAUGUGAGCAGCGGCGUGGAAGAGGGUGGAAAGCAGAGUUUGGAUAAGAUCGUGGCCUUUAUCAAGGCGGCAAAAGAAAUUCGAUAG
This is a messenger RNA of Fusarium keratoplasticum, 2286 nucleotides long. RefSeq names its product Multifunctional tryptophan biosynthesis protein. The record is from RefSeq and is a predicted model, not a curated record. Bases 1 to 2286 code for a protein of 761 amino acids. The transcript is spliced from 2 exons. Gene Ontology annotation, cellular component: cytosol. Gene Ontology annotation, biological process: L-tryptophan biosynthetic process. Lineage: Eukaryota; Fungi; Ascomycota; Sordariomycetes; Hypocreales; Nectriaceae. Gene Ontology annotation, molecular function: phosphoribosylanthranilate isomerase activity; anthranilate synthase activity; indole-3-glycerol-phosphate synthase activity.